This is a messenger RNA of Habropoda laboriosa, 1601 nucleotides long. It is a transcript of the gene noi, whose product is annotated as splicing factor 3A subunit 3. Gene Ontology annotation, biological process: mRNA splicing, via spliceosome. Gene Ontology annotation, cellular component: nucleus; spliceosomal complex. The coding region runs from base 96 to 1601 and encodes 501 amino acids. Lineage: Eukaryota; Metazoa; Arthropoda; Insecta; Hymenoptera; Apidae. Gene Ontology annotation, molecular function: zinc ion binding; RNA binding. The transcript has 2 exons. The record is from RefSeq and is a predicted model, not a curated record.
CUUUGUAGUCGCAUCUAUGUUGAAUCGUGUUAUAAUUUCGAUUUAAUCGACAAACAAAUCGUAAACAUUGCUUUAAAUAUAUAUAAAUCAGAAAAAUGGAAACGAUAUUAGAACAGCAACGACGUUACCAUGAAGAAAGGGAAAGAUUAAUGGAUGCGAUGGUUAAAGAAAUGCUUUACAAAAAGCCCGGACAUAGAGAAAGUAUUAAUUCGGAACAUCGAUUAAAAAUGUUACUCGAUCAGUAUAUGGACAGUACUUCGCAUUUGCAGGAUUUAUACGAGGAUAAGGAUGGACAACGAAAGGAAGAGGUACAAGCACUUUCUGGACCAAAUGAAUUUUCAGAAUUUUAUUCCCGAUUGAAAUCUAUAAAAGAGUUUUAUCGACGACAUCCCAAUGAAAUAAGUAUUCCAAUGUCUGUGGAAUUUGAAGAACUAGCAAAAAUGAGAGAAAACCCUACAGAAGAGCUUUCAAAUCUUGUUGAAUUCACAGAUGAAGAAGGUUAUGGAAAAUAUCUUGAUCUCCAUGAAUGCUAUGAAAAAUAUAUCAAUCUUAAAGGGAUAGAAAAAAUAGAUUACAUUACAUAUUUAUCAACUUUUGACCAUUUGUUUGACAUACCAAGGGAAAGAAAAAAUGCAGAAUACCAAAAAUAUGUAGAAUCUUUGUUAGAGUAUUCAACGGAUUACUUGAGUAGAGUUAGACCACUACUUGACAUAAAUGCAGAGUUGGAGGAAGCAAAUAAAGAGUUUGAAACUCAAUGGGAAAAUAGUACAUUUCCAGGCUGGCCAAAAGAAACUGGUAGUGCUUUAACUCAUGUGGGAGCUCAUUUAGAACUUUCUGCUUUCUCUUCCUGGGAAGAGCUUGCAUCUCUUGGUUUAGAUAGAUUAAAAUCAGCCUUAAUGGCUUUAGGUUUAAAAUGUGGUGGUACAUUGGAGGAAAGAGCUCAAAGGCUCUUUAGCACAAAAGGAGAAGCAUCUUUGGAUCCAAAUUUAUUAGCUAAAAAUAAUAGAAAUAGAAAAUCUGGAAAAGGUAGAAAUUCUGAAAAGCAAAGAGAAAUUGCUUGUUUAGAAGCUCAGGUAUAUAGACUUGCAGAAUUGGUGUCAACUCAACGUGUAGCCACAAAAGAAAAUGUUCAAAGAAAGCAAGCUAGGACAGAAGGUGAGAGAGGAGAUUCUGAUGCUGAAGCAAGUGCUAGUGAAUCAGAAGAAGAAGAUGAUAAUGAAGUCCCUUAUAAUCCAAAAAAUUUACCUCUUGGUUGGGAUGGUAAACCUAUACCAUAUUGGUUGUAUAAAUUACAUGGCUUGAAUAUUAGUUAUAAUUGCGAAAUAUGUGGAAAUUUUACAUAUAAAGGACCAAAAGCUUUCCAAAGGCAUUUCGCCGAAUGGAGACAUGCCCAUGGUAUGCGUUGUCUUGGUAUCCCAAAUACUGCACAUUUUGCUAAUGUGACACAAAUAGAGGAUGCUCUGGCUUUAUGGGAAAAAUUAAAAGCCCAGAAACAAGCAGAACGUUGGCAACCAGAGCAAGAAGAAGAAUUCGAAGAUUCCCUUGGAAAUGUUGUUAAUCGAAAAACAUACGAAGACUUAAAAAGACAAGGUCUUUUAUAA